Molecule: messenger RNA, 9505 nt
Organism: Mus pahari (shrew mouse)
Lineage: Eukaryota; Metazoa; Chordata; Mammalia; Rodentia; Muridae
Gene: Adam22
Product: ADAM metallopeptidase domain 22
Exons: 32
Coding region: 272-3184 (970 amino acids)
Biological process (GO): proteolysis
Cellular component (GO): postsynaptic density membrane
Molecular function (GO): metalloendopeptidase activity
Source: RefSeq, a predicted model, not a curated record
CUGCGCACCAGGCUCCAUCCCCGCCGUGCUGGCCGCCCGCCCCGGCCUCCGCCUGGGGACGAGGUGGGAGGCGCUAGAAGCCACUUAGCUACAGCCUGGCGCCCGAUGCGGCGCUCGCUCGCUGCCCCCGCCACCGAAGCGCCCGCCAGGCACAAUGCAGCACUGAGGCAGCGGCGGCUGCGGCAGCGGCAGCGGCAGAGGCACGGGCUGGGAAGGGGCGGCCGGGAGCCCGAGCCCGGGGCCGGGGCACGAGCAGCUGAGCGCCGCCACCAUGCAGGCAGCGGCGGCCGCGUCCUUCUGGCUGCUCUGCGUCUUGGGGACCUGCCCCCUGGCGCGCUGCGGUCGGGCAGGAGUCGCCUCACUGAGAGGACUGGAGAGGGGGAACGAAAACCGCUUCCUGGAGCGCCAGAGCAUCAUACCACUGCGCCUCAUCUAUCGCUUGGGCGGCGAGGACGAAACUCAGCACGACCAGCUGAACACGAGGGUGCGGGGCGACCCUGGCGGACCGCAGCUGACGCACGUGGACAAGGCAAGCUUCCGGGUGGAUGCCUUUGGAACCUCGUUCAUUCUUGAUGUUCUACUGAACCAUGAGUUGCUGUCCUCAGGUUAUGUAGAGAGACAGAUUGAACAUGGAGGUAAAGUCGUGGAGAACAAAGGAGGAGAACACUGUUAUUACCAGGGCCAGAUCCGAGGAAACCCUGUCUCAUUUGUUGCCCUAUCAACAUGCCACGGACUCCAUGGGAUGUUCUAUGAUGGGAACCACACAUAUCUCAUUGAGCCAGAAGAAAAUGAGAAGUCUCAAGAGGAGUCUCAUUGUCACUCCGUGUACAAAUCCAGACACUUUGAAUUUCCCUUGGAUGACCUUCCGUCUGAAUUUCAACGCGUAAACAUUACUCCCCCUCAGUUUCUUUUGAAGCCAAGACUAAAGCGGAGGAAAAGACAGCUUCUUCGAUUUCCUCGGAACGUAGAGGAGGAAACCAAAUACAUCGAGCUGAUGAUUGUGAAUGAUCAUCUCAUGUUUAAAAAGCACCGGCUUUCUGUUGUAUAUACUAAUACCUAUGCGAAGUCUGUGGUGAACAUGGCGGAUGUGAUCUAUAAAGACCAACUUAAAACUAGGAUAGUAUUGGUUGCCAUGGAAACCUGGGCUGCCGACAACAAGUUUGCCAUCUCUGAAAACCCACUGAUUACCCUGCGUGAGUUCAUGAAGUACAGGAGGGAUUUUAUCAAAGAGAAAGCUGAUGCAGUUCAUCUUUUCUCGGGCAGUCAAUUUGAGAGUAGCCGGAGCGGGGCAGCUUAUAUUGGUGGGAUUUGCUCGCUGCUGAGAGGAGGAGGCGUGAAUGAAUUUGGAAAAACAGAUUUAAUGGCAGUUACCCUCGCUCAGUCAUUAGCCCACAAUGUCGGUAUAAUCUCAGACAAGAGAAAACUAGCAAGUGGUGAGUGUAAAUGCGAGGACACCUGGUCCGGGUGCAUAAUGGGAGACACCGGCUACUAUCUCCCGAAAAAGUUCACUCAGUGCAAUGUGGAGGAAUAUCAUGACUUCCUGAAUAGUGGUGGAGGUGCCUGCCUGUUCAACAAGCCUUCCAAGCUUCUUGAUCCUCCUGAGUGCGGAAAUGGCUUCAUUGAAACUGGAGAGGAGUGUGAUUGUGGCACCCCUGCAGAAUGUGCCCUUGAAGGGGCAGAGUGUUGUAAGAAAUGCACCUUGACCCAGGAUUCUCAAUGCAGCGAUGGCCUCUGUUGUAAAAAGUGCAAGUUUCAGCCUCUGGGGACCGUGUGCCGAGAGGCAGUGAACGACUGUGACAUUCGUGAAAUAUGUUCAGGAAAUUCGAGCCAGUGUGCCCCCAAUGUGCAUAAAAUGGACGGAUAUUCGUGUGAUGGUACUCAGGGAAUUUGCUUUGGAGGAAGAUGUAAAACCAGAGAUAGACAAUGCAAAUACAUCUGGGGGCAAAAGGUGACAGCGUCUGACAGGUACUGCUAUGAGAAACUGAACAUUGAGGGGACAGAGAAGGGUAACUGCGGGAAAGACAAGGACACAUGGACACAGUGCAACAAACGGGAUGUGCUUUGUGGUUACCUCCUGUGCACAAACAUUGGCAAUAUCCCAAGGCUCGGAGAGCUUGAUGGUGAGAUCACAUCCACAUUAGUCGUGCAGCAAGGAAGAACAUUAAACUGCAGCGGGGCGCAUGUUAAGCUUGAAGAAGACGUGGAUCUCGGCUAUGUGGAAGAUGGGACGCCCUGUGGCCCUCAGAUGAUGUGCUUGGAACACAGGUGUCUUCCUGUGGCUUCCUUCAACUUCAGCACUUGCUCUAGCAGUAAAGCAGGCGCUGUGUGCUCAGGAAAUGGAGUUUGCAGCAAUGAGCUCAAGUGUGUGUGCAACAGGCACUGGACAGGGGCUGACUGCGGCACCCACUUUCCUCACAAUGAUGAUGCAAAGACUGGCAUCACCCUGUCUGGCAAUGGUGUUGCUGGCACUAAUAUCAUAAUAGGAAUAAUUGCCGGUACCAUUUUAGUGCUGGCCCUCAUCUUAGGAAUAACUGCCUGGGGUUAUAAAAACUACCGAGAACAGAGACAGUUACCCCAGGGAGAUUAUGUAAAAAAGCCUGGCGAUGGCGACUCUUUUUAUAGCGACUUUCCUCCUGGAGGCAGCACAAACUCAGCAUCUAGUUCUAAGAAGAGGUCUGCUUUUCUGUCGCAUUUUCAGAUUUCCACCUGUUCCAUCACACAUUAUUCCAUUAGUCAGAACAUUUCAUUAUUUUGCAGCAGGUCAAAUGGACUCUCUCAUUCUUGGAGUGAAAGGAUUCCAGACACAAAACAUAUUUCAGACAUCUGUGAAAAUGGGAGACCUCGCAGUAACUCCUGGCAAGGUAACAUGGGAGGCAACAAAAAGAAAAUCAGAGGGAAAAGAUUUAGACCUCGAUCUAACUCAACCGAGAGGGAGCCCCAAGCACCCGAGCCUGGGCACUCCCUCGCCCAGACAAUCCCAUCCCAAGGCAUAAGCCCAGGGGGCUCUGACAGCCCCCAGCCUGGGGGUCUGGAUCACAGGACCCUGUCACCUGCCAAGUCUCCUUCUUCAUCAACUGGGUCUAUUGCCUCCAGCAGAAAAUACCCAUACCCGAUGCCUCCGCUUCCUGACGAGGAGAAGACAGUGAACCGACAGAGCGCCAGGCUAUGGGAGACAUCCAUUUGAGAGCAACUGUUUACAUGUGACACAUCGAAACUGUUUACUUCUACUUUUAUAGAAACCCAGCCACCCACAACCACUGCAAGUCUAUCUGCUCUCUGGAUGAUUUCAAGACCCUCUGACAUACCAGAGGAGAGGAAGCCACGGGUCACACCUGGACACCAUACUUUUUUUUUUUUUUUUUUUGUCAUUGGCUUAAGUUUUAACCAAAUGGUAAAAAGAAUUACUAGAAUGUCACACUACAACAUGGAACCAUUUAUGGUCUGGUAUUGGUAUGUUAAUGGAUAAUCUGCAUGACAGAAAUAUGUAGAAUAUCAAUAAAAUUAACUCCCAUGAUCCAAGUUUAGCAGGUUUUCCUGAGGGACAGAAGUGGAUUCAGAACAGAGCAUUCUGAAACACAUCCUCAUUGCAAACAGUAACGCCAUAUGCAUGACGCUUCUGUUUAUUGUUUUCCAUAUAUAAGGAAACAACAUCUCAUAAUAGAAAUUAGCAUGCAGAGGCUAAGGCAUAUAGGAUUCUUCUGCAGGACUGUAAGGCUUUGAGAGGCCAAUAUCCCAUACGCUAUCUUUAAACAUGUAUUUUUAUUUUAUUUUUUACUUUUCAUAUUUAUAUUAGCAUCCAAGGACAACUGUACAUAUGUAAACAUUUUUAAAAUUUAAAAAGUAACUGUUACACAUAAGUGUAUUUUUGCCAAAUGCCUACAAACAGUCAGUCACAGUUCUGUCACCAUCCUCCAUCCUGUGUCUUCGGAGUAUAAGUGGAUGAUACUGUAAAUAGAGUGGUCAGUGCUGUAAAGGUAUCUCUCCAUAACUGGUGUCUGUCUGAGACAUGUGAUUUCCUUUUAAAGUGUGUCCAGUCUGGAAGAGGUUUUAUUGAGUAAGAGAACAAAAUGCUCAAAUGUCUAGCCUCUGCUUCUCGCCCAAGGAGGAGUCCAGAUGUGCGGUAGCCAUGAUGUUUCAGGAUACCCUGGAGCUCACAGGCUCUCUGGGAAUCUGCCAGCCUAUGCACUCCACAUCUAAGACACAUGGUGCCUGUCACAGUAGUUGUUCUCAGUCAGUACCAGGGCAUAUCAAUUCAUCUUAACUGGGGGCCAUGGAGUCCCCUCCUCUCUAGAGAGUAUCUUCUGUUAUUGGCCAGAUGCACUAAAGACAUGGACCCCAAAGUGCAGAGCUCCCUCUUGACCAAUGCCUGAGCCUUGUCUGAUCUGAAGUUUGGGUUCCUGGACAGAAUCCUUUCAGUCAUUCUCAUCUGUGAAAGGAAUGAUGACUCGCUUCCACAAUAUGAACACGUUUCAUCACUAGAAUGUAAGUCCCAGCGGGUCAUCAUGUCUGGUUUUGAACCAGAUGGUGGAUGGAAGCCUGAGCAAGGCAUAAAAGAUUAAAUAAAGCCUAUGGCUACACAAAUGCAGUAACUGCAAAGGUAACCAUAAGCCUGCAAGGGAAAGAGCCUGGGUGUUGAGCCCUAUACUUCUGAUCCCCCCGCAAAAAAAGAAAAAAAAGAAAAGAAAACGAGUGUUCUGUGUGAAAUCUUGUCCUUUAAAAUGAAACGUUAAUAACUGUUUCAAUGCAAUGUUGUCACGCAAAGAGAAAACCCCGCUAGAGAGAUCUGACGUUGGUGGGCUCAAUCAUGUGGCUGUGAGCCACACUUGUGAUUUCCCCCUUCUCCUUGCUUGUUUCAUGUGAGGAAUGGAGUCGUCAGACAAGAACUCAGAAAUGGACUCUACAUCUGAUUUCUUUCAGAAGCAUCCAGGAACACAGUUUGUUCCAUCUCUGUGUAGAACUGUCCUAGACACCCAAACUGAAGAACCAGACUGGAAGGCACAGGUAUUCUCAGUUCCUGUCUUUCGCAAUGGUCCGCUCUUCUAAAAACACUCUGAAGGUGUUAGAAAACAAAUUUAAUCAGACAAAAUUAUACGGUGAAAAACAUUCUUCAUGACAGGCAAGGAUAUAGUUUGCCGAUGGCUCAAUAAAGCAGUCUCAGACAAAGGCAGAGACGAGUGUUGAACAGUGUCUCCACAUAGCUUAAGGUACGGCAGACAGGUGACAGAUGAAAGAGAUGUAGCAAAUGAAGUGACUUUUGAACAAGAACACUUUAAAUGUGCACUGAAUGUUCCUUGGUAUUGAGUAUAUAAAGGCUAAUGUAAUAUAAGGUUUAUUUUGACUACAGAAGAGAGAGUUUAUAGCUUUGAAUGAGAGGUGCCUCGUGUAAAUAUGCUUUGUAGUUCUAGUUAGUUACCUAAGUCCUAACGUGAAAGAAUUCACAAAUGGUUAGCUAGUGAACUCAUUAUCUGUCUACCUAGUGGUCUUUCCCUACCUUCUCAAUUAUUUUUACCUGGAAUUAUUAUUGAGAAUUAAAAUCAUUAUCACGUGCCUUUUGGGAGAAUCGGUUGCUCUGGCUCGUAAUCAUCUUCAGAUGAAAUGAAAAGAAAAGGUUUCGCUUAACUUGCAAAGUGAUUUUAGAACUAUAAUAGCUUUAAUGUUCCAGUCUGGGUCUCUGUCUCCCGUGUCGAAGCAUCCUUAGAAUUGUUUUUGGAAUUAACAGACUCUAGUCUUGAUGGAUAACUUCAAGAAGUGUGUAUCAUUCCAUUUAACUCUGUACGACUUCAUUCACUGGGGUACACAGAAUAGACUCGUGGAAUCAAAUCCAAGCACAGUGAUUAUUUCAUUCCUAAAUGUCUAUUUUGAAGAGGAACUUUGAAGCUCCAUGGUGGUUUGAAUCGUGCAACUAGUAUUCAUACUUCCCAGUGUGCUGUGGGAUCAUCACUACACAGAGAAGGGCAGCGAUGUGUUUGUUCAUAGGAUGCCAUUUCUCUUUCUCAUAAUCUUGACAUCGAUAGGACCGCAGAGAGCCCAGAUGCCUAAGGUGUCCCGUUAAGCAGAUCAUUUCUGUUCCAAGGAAAAGGAACAUUCAAUCAAGUCUUUCUACUAUGUUAGCAGGGGAGCCCUGCAGUAACAGAGAAUCCUUAAAGAAUGAACUGGCCAGACUCACUCUUCCCAGCCACUUUCCUUAGAUGGGAAGUCCUCCUCCAGAGUCAGCAAGAUAGAAAAUGAUUCCAGUCGCACACAGUCUGUAGAGAGAAACCAGUGCUGCUUAGACGGUGCAGCCUGAAGAUUCUUAGUGUUCCGCAGUGACUGGCUUGGAAGAACAAAAGCCAGACACCCCAGUCCACCCCUUAGAUGCUGACUGAUGAGUAACUUCUUUAGUUACUCAAGGAGCGUUACUGGGGACAGGAAACCAGGGCUUAGGAUGUUGUCUUAGCAGGUCAGAGGGGUGCUCUAUUUCAGGAUGUGGCGGUUUCUUCUCCUUCUGGCUUCACAAGGCUUUUCAAAGUAGUGUUUGCACAGGUCGGUCCAGUGUAGUCUUUACGCAUGUGAGAUUGGCGGUAGUCUAAAGGAAACCACCGUGAAGAUAAGAUUAAAUAUUCCCUGCCCUCCGGGGGUAUGCGUGGGGGAGUGGGGCCGCUAUGUUUUUCAGGACAGAUCCACAUGCUUCUCUUCUGCUGGGCACCUUGUCUCUGCCUGACUCCAUCCUGCCUGUUGCCCUAGGCUUUUUGCAGCUACUUUACCUGUUGUCCCUUUCAGACGUUGUCCCCUUUUUUUGGGGGGGGGGGAGGUACCUUUAAUCCAGGAACCAUGGGCUAUCUCUGCUUGCUUCUUUGUGGAUUUCAGAGUCAAGUUUGUUCAUUUCACUGUGUGAGUUUUCUGUUGUCAUAGUUCCAUCUUAACCUUAGCUCUGUGCAGUGCUUUAGAGAAGCCCUGCCCUGAAGGUAAGAUUACUUUUUAAUCUUACUUAAAUGUAAAGGAAAGAAAGGCUGUUUGGUAGGUUACACCAUAGAAAGAGAGGGGGACAGAGUUUGGAACUGGUGGGAAUAAGGAGAAGUAAGAGCUGCACAGCCAUGAAGGGCGCAGCUGGCUGCUGCUACUGGUCGCCGUGUUUGGGGCGUUCUCUAAGGGUCUGACCAGCAGCAAGUUGGCUUGAGCCUUGAGACACCUGGACUCCUGUUAGCAGCCCAUUCUCUACUUUUAAUAUUCCUCAUUGUCUCUUUUGUUUGUUUUCUUCUAUAGCUGUCACCUGCUUCCCUCCCCUCCCCCAAAGGCAGUCAAAUCGAAUUCUUCAUUCUUAUUCCACUAGCUUUGUAUGACAAGCUGACAUUUCUGGGGAAGAGGGCUUAAUUGGGGGCUUGAAUGCUUAGUUUCCUCUGGUGGGAUAUUUAAGACUACGCUGGCUUCAGAGGCAGGGUCUUUUCUCUGGCCACUGGAGAACUGGGGACUGGGGUCCAGAUCUCCUUUAUUGUGAAGAAUUCAGCUGGCAUUUGUGAGAGCCAGCAGAGGCAGCAGCCCAUGCUGUGUGAGAGCAGCAUGCUGUAAAAGCGUCUUGGCUGGUUGCUGUUGGCACCUGCUUCCAGCAUAUGCUCUGCAAGACAGACACUUUCAGCUCAAAGAGUUUUCCUACCACACCUGCAGGUACAGAACAAAAUUGUCCCGGACUUGGAGAGCAGAAGGUAGUUAUUUCCAUCCACACAUGGUUUUGCCAGUCCUCAACGUGGAGAACCUUAAGUCAGGUAGUAGAAAAUAAAAACUUACAAGACAAUUAUCAGUUAUAUCUGUGCCCUUCAAAUCCAUGGCCUUAAGGGACAGUAUCAUUGCUGUUGGAUUUGAUGGCUACAUUUAGACCCUUCCUACUUCCAAAGUUCCCUGUUCAGUGUCUGUGUGGCGCUUUUCCUCUUGAUCAGUAGCAUCCCCUAUCCGGGGGCCUUCUUUGGUUCAAAUGAGAAUUAGGGAUACAGAGUGGGGAGGUCAGCUUUCAUUUCCUUCUGGCACGCUGGUUUGAUUGUGCACCUUGGAAAGUCGCUAAGACAUGGGUCUCAGGGUAUAAAUCUCAGGAAGUGAAUAAGCAGCACAGAGUUUUGAGAGGUCCUGGGUCAUUUAGUCCCAGCUUAGGAGCACAGUGGACGUCCACAUAGAGCAUAUAGCAGAGCUCAACACAGUCACCGGAUAUGCUGGAGGGACCUACUGCCGCCAAGGGCAUACAUGUGCUCUGCCGUUUUCGGGAGUGUUACCUUUGGAAGCGCUUUACUCUCCUGUGUCCCUUGCAUUGUUCCCAGACCUGCAUCACUGGGAGGGGCUUCAGAAGUGGCAGGCACAUCGAUCACAGGUCGCCUGUGGCAUCAAAUCCAAGCAAAAUGUGUUUUAUUGUUUCAUUUUAUCAAAAGGCAUACAGUGAGACAAAGGCACCUUGUUAAUAUACACAAGGCCACCAGUUCCUGUGUGUAUGACCUAGUCCUCCCUACAUGUAUGAAGAUGCAUGUAUGGAUAUUCUGCGUUCAACUUAAUGACAUUUCGGGACAUGAUUUGUUUUGAUCGUUGGGUUUUAAAAUAAAGCGAAUAUCCCAAAUCUUUAAAUACAGCGGUGCUAAAUUUUAUCAGAUAACACAAUACAGAAAGUGCUGAAAUGUUCAGACCCUUAGGAGUAACUCAAGGGUUCCUGUUAAAUUACACACGUAUAUCACUGCCUGAUUUGAAACCCUACUUUUCCUUUCUAAUCCAGCACAAUAUCAAACUGUGAUUCUAUAACUUGUCUUUUUAAUGGCUACAAAUAACCCAACAUCUUUUUUUUUUUUUAUUGAAAACCUUUCUUUUUAAUACUGACUGCAAAGUGCUUAGCAAAAGGUUCCUUCUGGAUAACAGAGCAUUGUAUUAUUAUUAUUAUUAUUAUUAUUAUUAUUAUUACUAUCAUUAUUAUUCCUCCUUCUUCAACUUGUUGGAAGACUUGCCCCUCCAAACGAGCAUGUCCAAAAGACAGUUUUCAGAAACUUCACAUUUCACCUAAUGAAAGCUGAUGAUAUGUUGGUCUGCAUUAGGUCUCUGCCAGUGUGUCCCAUGUGCAUAGCCUCCAUGGGGUGAUGCCCAUGUGCAGAUGUCAGAAAUAGCAUCAGUGUGGUUCACUUUUGGGUAACUAGGUACUCAUGUGUAUAUACUUAGAUUUACAUCAUUCAAACCUCUCUGCUUUUCCGCACGCACUUCUAGCUCUUACGCUAUUUUAAAAUCCACUGGGUUUUGGUAAACACCAAUAGAAAUGUAAAUGGUGAUUGCUUUCCUGAGCAGGUGUGAUUUGUUUUAUGGCUGUUUAAGUUAUAAAGUUGUUCUCAUAUUAUAGGUGAAUAAAAUCUUGCUGUUUUUAAAGGUCACUGUAACUCGAGAUUAAAAUUUCUGGCACAAUUUUAUGAGUGUUCACUUCUGAAGCUAAUAAGACAACAGAGUUUUUCUAUGUUACUCUCACUGUAACAUCGAUAAAGUGACUUUCAAUAAAAGAUUUCUGUUAUUUUGA